GCUCCCUGAGCAUCAUUGUCAAAAUGGCUUCUUCUAUGGGAGGUAUGUUCCCUGGUCAACAACCGCCUGGCUCUCAUCCUGCAGGUGGCCCGGGCGCUCCCGGGCAGCCAGGCUUACUACCGGUCGCUUCUGGGAGCAGGAAUCAGAGCAAUAACACUUUGGUGGAUGAUCUCGAGGCUUCUUUCGAGGCUUGUUUUGCAUCUCUUGUAAGUCAGGACUAUGUGAACGGCACCGAUCAAGAAGAAAUCAGGACCGGUGUUGACCAGUGUAUCCAGAAAUUCUUAGACGUCGCCAGACAGACUGAGUGCUUCUUCCUACAGAAGAGGUUACAGUUGUCAGUGCAGAAACCAGAGCAAGUUGUGAAGGAGGAUGUGUCAGAGUUAAGGAAUGAGCUGCAGAGAAAAGAGCUGCUCAUUCAGAAGCACCUCAGCAAAAUCCACCACUGGCAGCAGGUACUGGAAGACAUCAAUGUUCAGCACAAGAAACCGACAGAGCUUCCCCAGGGUCCACUGGCUUUCCUGGAACAGGCUUCCGCUAACAUUCCCGCCCCUAUGAAACCAAACUGAUCACUGGCAUUAAUACUUUUUUUUUUACUUGUGUACAUAUCUUUUGCAGCCUUUUGUAUUGUUAUUAAAUGGUCUUUUUUGUGACUGAA
Molecule: messenger RNA, 655 nt
Organism: Anguilla rostrata (American eel)
Lineage: Eukaryota; Metazoa; Chordata; Actinopteri; Anguilliformes; Anguillidae
Gene: med28
Product: mediator complex subunit 28
Exons: 4
Coding region: 24-566 (180 amino acids)
Cellular component (GO): mediator complex
Source: RefSeq, a predicted model, not a curated record